CAGCCCCGCGCCAUGGAGCCCGAGUGAGGAGCGAGUCGGGGAGCGAGGCAGCGCGCGGCGCCGUCGGGCCGGAGCGGGCCAUGGAGCGGCUGCUGCUCGCGCUCUGCUGCAGCCUGGCGCCCGCCGCGGCCUCGCCUCUGCUGCUCUUCGCCAACCGCCGGGACGUGCGGCUGGUGGACGCUGGCGGCGGGAAGCUGGAAUCGAGCGUGGUGGUCAGCGGCUUGGAGGACGCGGCGGCUGUGGACUUCCAGUUCUCGCAGGGCGCUGUGUACUGGACCGACGUGAGCGAGGAGGCCAUCAAGCAGACCUUCCUGAACCGCUCGGGCGCAGCGCUGCAGACCGUGGUGGUCUCCGGCCUGGUGUCGCCCGACGGGCUAGCCUGCGACUGGGUGGGGAAGAAGCUCUACUGGACCGACUCGGAGACCAAUCGCAUCGAGGUGGCCAACCUGGACGGCUCGUCCCGCAAGGUGCUCUUCUGGCAGGACCUGGACCAGCCUCGCGCCAUCGCCCUGGACCCAGCCCAUGGGUACAUGUACUGGACCGACUGGGGUGAGGCGCCCCGCAUCGAGCGAGCAGGCAUGGACGGCAGCUCCCGCAAGGUCAUCGUGGAUGAGGAGAUCUACUGGCCCAACGGGCUGGCCAUCGACCUGGAGGAGCAGAAGCUCUACUGGGCCGACGCCAAGCUCCACUUCAUACACCGGGCCAACCUGGAUGGCACCUUCCGGCAGAAGGUGGUGGAGGGCAGCCGGAUGCACCCCUUCGCCCUGACGCUGUCCGGGGACACGCUGUACUGGACCGACUGGCAGACUCGCUCCAUCCACGCCUGCAACAAGCGCAGCGGUGACAAGCGGCAGGAGCUGCUGGGGGCCCUCUACUCUCCCAUGGACAUCCAAGUGCUCAGCCCCGAGCGGCAGCCGCACUUCCACACUCGCUGCGAGGAGGACAACGGCGGCUGCUCGCACCUGUGCCUGCUGUCCCCGAAGGCCCCGUCCUACACCUGCGCCUGUCCCACCGGCGUGCGGCUGCAGGAGGACAGCAAGACAUGCAAGGCAGGCGCCGAGGAGGUACUGCUGCUGGCCCGGCGCACGGACCUGCGACAGAUCUCGCUGGACACGCCGGACUUCACGGACAUCGUCCUGCAGGUGGCCGACAUCCACCACGCCAUCGCCAUCGACUACGACCCGCUCGAGGGCCACGUGUACUGGACGGAUGAUGAGGUGCGUGCCAUCCGCCGGGCACGUCUGGACGGCUCCGGGGCGCAGACACUGGUCAGCUCCGAGGUCAGCGACCCCGACGGCAUCGCGGUGGACUGGGUGGCCCGCAACCUCUACUGGACCGACACGGGCACCGACCGUAUCGAGGUCACGCGCCUCAACGGCACCUCCCGCAAGAUCCUGGUGUCCGAGGACCUGGACGAGCCUCGGGCCAUCGUGGUGCACCCUGUGAGGGGCCUCAUGUACUGGACCGACUGGGGGGAGCACCCCAAGAUUGAGUGUGCCAGCCUGGAUGGGCAAGACCGGCGUGUGCUGGUGAAUACAUCUCUGGGCUGGCCCAACGGCCUGGCCCUGGACCUGCAGGAGGGCAAGCUGUACUGGGGGGACGCCAAGACUGACAAGAUUGAGGUGAUUGAUGUGGACGGGACAAAGAGGCGGACGCUCCUGGAGGACAAGCUGCCCCACAUCUUCGGCUUCACGCUGCUCGGGGACUUCAUCUACUGGACCGACUGGCAGCGGCGCAGCAUCGAGCGGGUGCACAAGGUCAAGGCCAGCCGGGACGUCAUCGUGGACCAGCUGCCCGACCUCAUGGGGCUCAAGGCCGUGAAUGUGGCCAAGGUGGCUGGGACCAACCCGUGCGCGGACCAGAAUGGCGGCUGCUCCCAUCUCUGCUUCUUCACGCCCCAUGCCACGCGAUGCGGCUGCCCCAUGGGCCUGGAACUGCUGGGGGACCUGCGGACGUGCGUGGUGCCCGAGGCCUUCCUGGUGUUCAGCAGCCGUGCGGCCGUGCACCGCAUCUCCCUGGAGACCAGCCACAACGACGCCGCCAUCCCGCUCACGGGCGUCAAGGAGGCCUCGGCGCUCGACUUCGAUGUGGCCGACAACCGCAUCUACUGGACGGACGUGGGCCUGAAGACCAUCAGCCGAGCCUUCCUGAAUGGCAGCUCCGUGGAGCACGUGGUACAGUUUGGCCUCGACUACCCCGAGGGCAUGGCCGUGGACUGGCUGGGCAAAAACCUGUACUGGGCCGACACCGGGACCAACAGGAUCGAGGUGGCCCGGCUGGACGGGCAGUUCCGGCAGGUCCUCGUGUGGAAGGACUUGGACAACCCGCGGUCACUCGCCCUGGACCCCACGAGAGGCUACCUCUACUGGACCGAGUGGGGCGGGAAGCCUCGAAUCGUGCGGGCUGGCAUGGAUGGCAGUGGUGCUGUGAUGCUGGUGGACAAGGUCGGCCGUGCCAAUGACCUGACCAUCGACUACGCUGACCAGCGUCUCUACUGGACCGACCUGGACACCAACAUGAUCGAGUCAUCGGAUAUGCUGGGCCAGGACCGGGUGGUGAUCGCCGAUGACCUCCCGCACCCAUUCGGCCUGACCCAGUACAGCGACUACAUCUACUGGACCGACUGGAACCUCCACAGCAUAGAGCGGGCCGACAAGCGCAGUGGGCGGAACCGCACCCUCAUCCAGGGCCACCUGGACUUCGUGAUGGACAUCCUGGUCUUCCACUCGUCCCGCCAGGACGGUGCCAACGACUGUGCGCAGGCCAACGGGCAGUGUGGGCAACUGUGCCUAGCUGUGCCCGGCGGCCACCGCUGCAGCUGUGCCUCGCACUAUACCCUGGAUCCCAGCAGCCGCAACUGCAGUCCACCCACCACCUUCCUGCUAUUCAGCCAGAAAGGUGCCAUCAGCCGCAUGAUCCCUGAUGACCAGCAGAACCCGGACCUGGUCCUGCCCAUCCACGGGCUACGGAAUGUCCGGGCCAUGGACUACGACCCCCUGGACAGAUUCAUCUACUGGGUGGAUGGGCGACAGAACAUCAAGCAGGCCAAGGACGACGGUUCCCAGCUGACCCUCCUGACCACCCCAGGCCCCAACCAGAACCCUGAGCGGCAGCCCCAUGACCUUAGCCUGGACAUUUUCGGCCGCGCGCUCUUCUGGACGUGCGAAGCCACCAACACCAUCAACGUGCACCGGCUGAAUGGGGCGGCACUGGGCGUGGUGCUGCGCGGAGACCGGGACAAGCCUCGCGCCAUCGCCGUCAACGCAGAGCGGGGGUACCUGUACUUCACCAACAUGCAGGAGCGCGCGGCCCGGAUCGAGCGGGCGGCCCUGGACGGCACAGAACGCGAGGUUCUCUUCAGCUCCGGCCUCAUCCGACCCGUGGCACUUGUGGUGGACAACGCGCUCGGCAAACUCUUCUGGGUGGACGCAGACCUGAAGCGCAUCGAGAGCUGCGACCUGUCGGGGGCCAACCGGCUGACCCUGGAAGACGAGAGCAUCGUGCAGCCUGUGGGCCUGGCCGUGCUGGGCCCGCACCUCUACUGGGCCGACCGGCAGCAGCAGCUGAUCGAGCGCGUGGACAAGGCCACGGGUGACCGGCGGACGCGGGUGCAGGGCCGAGUGCCCCAUCUCACGGGCAUCCUGGCAGUGGAGGAUCGCAGCCGACAGGAGACCUUCACCCACCCAUGCGCCCGGGACAACGGCGGCUGCUCCCACAUCUGUAUCGCCAAGGGCGACGGCACCCCUCGCUGCUCCUGCCCCGUGCACCUCGUUCUCCUGCAGAACCUGCUCACCUGUGGCGAGCCUCCCACCUGCUCCCCCGACCAGUUCGCCUGUGCCACGGGGGAGAUCGACUGCAUCCCUGGGGCCUGGCGCUGCGACGGCUUCCCCGAGUGUGACGACCAGAGCGAUGAGGAAGGCUGUCCUGUGUGCUCGGCAGCCCAGUUCCCCUGCGCCCGUGGCCAGUGCGUGGACCUGCGGCUGCGCUGCGAUGGGGAGGCUGACUGCCAGGACCGCUCGGAUGAGGCGGACUGCGACGUCAGCUGCCUGCCCAACCAGUUCCGGUGUGCCAGCGGCCAGUGCGUGCUCAUCAAACAGCAGUGUGACUCCUUCCCCGACUGCAUGGACGGCUCCGACGAGCUCAUGUGUGAAAUCACCAAGCCUCCACCUGAUGACAGCCCCAUGCACAGCAGCGCCAUCGGGCCUGUCAUCGGCAUCAUCCUCUCCCUCUUCGUCAUGGGGGCCGUCUACUUCGUCUGCCAGCGUGUGGCGUGCCAGCGCUAUUCGGGGGCUACAGGGCCCUACCCCCACGAGUACGUCAGUGCCGCCCCCCACGUGCCGCUCAAUUUCAUAGCCCCUGGCGGCGCACAGCACGGCCCCUUCACAGGCAUCUCCUGUGGCAAGUCCAUGAUGAGCUCUGUGAGCCUGAUGGGCCGGGGUGCGGCGCCCCUCUACGACCGGAACCACGUCACGGGCGCCUCUUCCAGCAGCUCCUCCAGCACCAAGGCCACGCUGUACCCGCCGGUCCUGAACCCUCCGCCGUCCCCUGCCACCGACCCCUCUUUAUAUAACGUUGACUUGCUCUACCCCCAAAACAUUCCUGCACCUGCCAGACCAUACAGACCCUACAUCCUGCGGGGUGUGGCCCCUCCGACGACGCCCUGCAGCACGGAUGUGUGUGACAGCGACCACAGCAUCAGCCGCUGGAAGGCCAGCAAGUACUACCUGGACUUGAACUCGGACUCGGACCCGUACCCGCCGCCGCCCACGCCCCACAGCCAGUACCUGUCGGCCGAGGACAGCUGCCCCCCGUCCCCUGCCACCGAGCGCAGCCACUUCUGCCUCAUCCCACCGCCACCGUCCCCCUGCACUGACUCGUCCUGACGUCGGCACCCGCCUCUGCGCCCCUGUACAUAGUUUUAAAUAUGAAAAGAAAAAAAUAUAUUUUAUGAUUUAAAAAGACAAGGCAAGACAGAGUUGGGGCUUUAAAGGACACGCGGGGACACUGGGAGGAGGAGGAGGAGGAAGUAUUUAUAAAGCUCGUGUUUUGUAAACGUCA
This is a messenger RNA of Suncus etruscus (white-toothed pygmy shrew), 5058 nucleotides long. It is a transcript of the gene LRP5, whose product is annotated as LDL receptor related protein 5. Bases 81 to 4883 code for a protein of 1600 amino acids. Gene Ontology annotation, biological process: canonical Wnt signaling pathway. The record is from RefSeq and is a predicted model, not a curated record. Gene Ontology annotation, molecular function: Wnt-protein binding; Wnt receptor activity. NCBI's taxonomy places the organism in Eukaryota, Metazoa, Chordata, Mammalia, Eulipotyphla, Soricidae. The transcript is spliced from 23 exons.